This is a messenger RNA of Triticum dicoccoides, 2135 nucleotides long. Its product is annotated as transcription factor PHYTOCHROME INTERACTING FACTOR-LIKE 13-like. Gene Ontology annotation, cellular component: nucleus. Gene Ontology annotation, molecular function: protein dimerization activity. The record is from RefSeq and is a predicted model, not a curated record. Lineage: Eukaryota; Viridiplantae; Streptophyta; Magnoliopsida; Poales; Poaceae. Bases 123 to 1208 code for a protein of 361 amino acids. The transcript has 8 exons.
CGAGAAAAUCCAUCUCAGCUAGACUAGCCCACACUCCACAGCUCUUCUCCAGAACACAGCUUUGCUCUCCGCCGGUUUCUGCUCAAGUGGAGAGGCCCGUCAGCUCGAUCGGCUCCAGGAUCAUGGACGACGGCGCAAGACCGGCGCCCAACCACAAGAGGCACCUCCCACUGCAGGAGGCGGGCGGUGAGCUCGUGGAGCUGCUGUGGCAGGACGGGGCCAUCGUAGCGCAGGCGCAGGCCCAGACGCCGCACCGGCGGUGCCCCCAGAGCGGCGCGGCCAGCGGCGUCACCGCGGAGGACGCGGCCGCGUGGUUGAUCCCGGACGGCGGCGGCGGCAGGGACCUGUACUCGCACCUCUGGCACGGCGUCGCCGACGGGGACGCGGGCGCGCUCGUGGCGGGAAGCGGCGCCGGGACGAGCUUCUGCGGGAGCAACGCGGUGACGGCGCCGGCGCUGCUACCGUCGCCGGAGGAGGAGCCGGGCUCGUCUUCGGCGGGAGGCCAAGCGCUACUGUCUAAGAGGGGGAGGGACGAACUGGGUAGCCGCCGCGAGGAUGCCGACGACUGUGAGGCCGUCAAUGAGACCCGGCCGCAGCGGCCGGCGGCAAAGCGAAGGACUCGUGCUGCCGAGGUCCAUAACCAAUCAGAGCGGAAAAGAAGGGAUCGGAUCAACGAAAAGAUGAAAGCAUUGCAAGAGCUCGUACCCCAUUGCAACAAGAGCGACAAGGCGUCCAUCCUAGACGAAGCAAUCGAGUACUUGAAGUCUCUGCAACUGCAAGUUCAGAUCAUGUGGAUGACUACUGGGAUGGCGCCCAUGAUGUACCCUGGUGCCCACCAACUCAUGCCGCCGAUGGCCAUGGGCUUGAACUCAGCCUGCAUGCCCGCGACGCAGAGCCUUAGCCAGCUGCAAAGAAUAGCACCGUUUAUGAACCAUCAUCUCCCAAAUCAAAUGCCUAGGGUCCAAUCUCCAGCUAUCGAUUCCCUCAAUGUGGGAAACCAGAUGCAAAACAAUGGUGUCUGUGGUGAGCCAAGAAACCCUUUCCUGCACCCAGACGACACACUAACAGCAGCAUCUCAGCUGCCGGAUAUGUUUCCCUAUGCAUCUCAAAAGGCACAACAAAACCAGAAUCAUCAGUUACUGCCGAACACUGACAUGCCAGCUUCAGGACCCUGCCCGCCAUCUUUUGCUGACGGAACAGGAACAUAAGGCCAGGCAGUUUCAAGCAAGAUGAUUUACUGGGGGGGUGGAUACAGGAGGUCAGAGCAAAAUGGUCCUAGAAGAAGAAGAAGAGAUAUGAUAUGAUACCAAGACGCUGUGUGCUGUAAGACCAGGGGAAGAUCAUGCAACACUGAGCCUUCGUGGCACCACUAAGCAACCAACACGUAUGGGCCCGAGAUCAUGCUGAUAGCAGAUACUAUUCUUAUCUGAAGAAUAGUCUUGAGCAUCACCUUUCUGUUUAUGGAAGGAUUUGGUCCAUGGGAGAUGAACUUGGGCUUGACAGGGACAACAAAAGAUGCUUCUGCUGAUAUGCUGCAGAUCUGGAGAUGACAUUGUUGGAGCCAGCAUCAGCACAGGGACACAACUUGGGCAGUUCUGCUCGGCUUUCCGCCGAUGUAACUCCACUGGUGAGACCUAAUAGGACUGUCCUGUUACCUGCGGUCCACGAUUCAGCUAUCGAUAUAAACAAGGGCAGGCAGAAACUUGUGCUUUUCGGACACCAUUGUAGAUCAGGUUUGCAUAUGCCUUUGAGAAUUCAGACAAGUGGCACAUGAAGAUCAUUCUCAUUCAUCAGGAUUGCGAGAUUAUCGGCUUAUUUUGUGUUCGUCUUACCCUUAACCCUGGAAAGAUUGUACCACAUGUGGUGAUGCCCUGUUACAAGUUAAUCAGGACUGUGACGGUCAUCAUCCGUUUCGUCACAGAGUAAUUAGUCUCUGAAAUUAUCAAUGCAGCUCCAUGUUUAUUGUGCUAAUUGUGAGUCAGCUUCAGUCGCCGUCAGUCGAGACUGGGACUUUGCUUUGCAUUUAUACGUCGAGAUUUGGUUGUCAUGCUCAAGUAUUUAUGCGUAUUGCAGCGAUUGAUGUAGAUGCUUGGCAAUUUGGAGGACAGAUAUACACAUUCUCUGCGUUUUGCUCU